Molecule: messenger RNA, 1175 nt
Organism: Callorhinchus milii (elephant shark)
Lineage: Eukaryota; Metazoa; Chordata; Chondrichthyes; Chimaeriformes; Callorhinchidae
Product: metal transporter CNNM2
Exons: 7
Coding region: 1-1029 (342 amino acids)
Biological process (GO): magnesium ion transport; magnesium ion homeostasis
Cellular component (GO): plasma membrane
Molecular function (GO): magnesium ion transmembrane transporter activity; sodium ion transmembrane transporter activity
Source: RefSeq, a predicted model, not a curated record
AUGACAAGCCCAGGUAUUGGGGAAGGGGUGAAGGAUGGGGUCGGUAGGAGGGGUAGGAACAGAGGAGGGGUCUGGCUGUGUGUGACUGUCGUGCCUGUGGUUUCAGGUAAAUCUCAUCUGGCCAUCGUACAGAAGGUGAACAGCGAGGGUGAGGGAGACCCCUUCUAUGAGGUGUUGGGGUUGGUCACUCUCGAGGACGUCAUUGAGGAGAUCAUCAAAUCAGAGAUCCUGGACGAGUCAGACAUGUUCACCGAUAACAGGAGUAAAAAGAAAGUGUCCCAACACGGGAGGAAGAGAGACUUCUCGGCCUUCAAACCCUCUGACAGCGAAACCAAAGUCAAGAUCUCCCCCCAGCUACUGCUGGCCGCCCAUCGCUUCCUGUCCACCGAGAUCAGCCACUUCUCGCCAUCUCAGAUGUCAGAAAAGAUACUGCUGCGUCUCCUCAAACACCCCGAAGUCAUCCAUGAGAUUAAGUUUGACGAGAGCAACAAGCGAGCCCCCGAGCACUACCUGUACACACGCAGCAAACCCGUCGACUACUUUGCCCUCAUUUUGCAGGGAAAGGUGGAGGUGGAGGCCGGAAGAGAAGACAUGAAGUUUGAAACGGGUCCUUUCUCCUUUUAUGGGACCAUGGCUCUCACCACCUUUCUGGACACUCGCUCGAUAUCGCACGUCAGUGGUUUGAAUCGCUCGAUCUCGGUGUCCCACCCCGAUCACUCGGAUUCCCUCUCGACCGUCGGUAGCAGCAUCUCCCAGAUCAACCCUGCCGUUGUCUACGUCCCAGACUUCUCCGUCAGAGCACUGAGCGACCUGCAGUUUGUCAAGGUGACCCGGCAGCAAUAUCAAAACGGUUUGAAGGCGUCUAAACUGGACAGCACUCCUCAGUCCCCAGAGAGCUUGCACCUCAAGAUCAACCCCACGGUGACGGACAAAGCAGACAGUGUCCCAGAUGAGACCACAAACCUCCUAAACGAGCAGAACGCUUUGAACCGUAAACUCAAUCACACUGCAGGGGAGAACAGAAUAUGACGGGGGAACCUCACCCCCACCCUGACAACAGCUGCUGUGUUGGGCAUUGAAAGGCGUCUGGGAAACACCCCCCCCCCCCCCCACCACCCCUUUUGAACGGGGGAAAGGGGAUCGUGUUUAAUGACGGAACAAGAAACACAGACAAA